Molecule: messenger RNA, 2311 nt
Organism: Vidua macroura (Pin-tailed whydah)
Lineage: Eukaryota; Metazoa; Chordata; Aves; Passeriformes; Viduidae
Gene: SYNC
Product: syncoilin, intermediate filament protein
Exons: 4
Coding region: 107-1798 (563 amino acids)
Cellular component (GO): intermediate filament
Source: RefSeq, a predicted model, not a curated record
GCCCGCAGCUGGCACUGCAGGCGGUGGCCGGGGGAAGCGGCUGCUCCGGGGAGUCUGAUUUCCAGCCCUGUUUAUUAAUAACCCCUCUCCGCCCCAUGCUAAGCCCAUGUGCAGCGCAGAGCCGGCGGCGCUGGGCUCCAGGGGAGGAAGGAACCUGAUGGCACAGCCCGAGCCCCCUCCAGAGCUGCAGCUGGAUGAAGCCAGAGCAUCCCCUGCCCCAGAGGGAGCAGCGGAAGGAGCUGCUCCAGCCCCAGAAUGUCCCCACGCCCCGUUGGAUCCAGUGGGGAACGGAUCUAAACCCCUGCACAAGGGCAGCCCAGAGUCCAGCCAGGAGCUGCAGGCUGCCAGCAGGGAUCCUUCCUUGGAGAUAAACACACCAGGGACUCAGCUGGAUGAGGGUGCAGCCGGGGCUGGGAUCCCCCUGGACGUGGAUGUGGCAGAAGUCCCGCUGGACGUGGAUGCAGAUGGGACAGGAAUCCCACUGGACAUGGAGGCAGACGGGGUAGAGAUUCCACUGGACGUGGAUGAAGGUGGGACAGGGAUCCCACUGGAUGAGGAUACAGCAGGAAUUCUGCUGGACGUGGAUGAAGGUGGGACAGGGAUCCCACUGGAUGAGGAUACAGCAGGAAUUCUGCUGGAUGUGGAUGAAGGUGGGACAGGGAUCCCACUGGAUGAGGAUACAGCAGGAGUCCCACUGGAUGUGGAUGAAGGUGGGACAGGGAUCCCACCGGAGGAGGAUGCAGAUGGAGCAGGGAUCCCACUGGCCAUGGACACAGACAGGGCAGGGAUCCCAGACAAUGCAGAUGGAGCAGGGAUCCCUCUGGACAUGGACACAGAGGGAGCAGGCAGCCCUCUGGACGCUGGUGCCACAGAGCACCAGUGCCUGACCCUGGAAGAGCUGGGGAAUUAUUUCCAGGAGUGCAUUGAGGUCGUGGAGCAGCUGGAGAGGGAGAGGGACAGGCUGAUCGCCGAGCUGGCCCAGCUGCGGGAGCCGGCGCUGCAGGAGAUCCGCCAUGCCCACGAGGAGAUCCAGGCAGCCUGCAGGCUGCUGGCCAAGGUGGAGCUGGAGAGGGACAACCUGCGGGAUGAGAUCCGCCAGAUCAAGCAGAAGCUCUUCAAGGUGACCAAGGAAUGCGUGGCCUGCCAGUACCAGCUGGAGAGCCGGCGGCACGACCUCUCCCAGCACGCCGCCUACCAGGGCGAGCUGGAGAGCCAGGCCGGGCAGCUCUCGGGGGAGCUGUCCCAGCUGAAGGAGACCUGCGAGAAGGAGAAGGAAGUUCUGAGGCAGCGCCUGGAGGCUCCGCCCUGCCGGCAGGACAACCUGUACCUCCAGGAGAGCCGCAGGCUGUCCCUGGAGUUCGAGAGCUUCGUGGCAGAGAGCAGGCGGGGGCUGGAGGAGCACUACGAGCCCCAGCUGCUGCGGCUGCUGGAGCGGCGCGAGGCCGGGGCCAAGGCGCUGCAGGAGAUGCAGGGAGAGAUCCAGGGCAUGAAGGAAGCCCUGAGGCCCUUGCAGGGCGAGGUCAGCCGGCUGCGGCUGCAGAACCGCAGCCUGGAGGAGCAGAUUGUCCUGGUCAAGCAAAAAAGGGACGAGGAGGUCGGGCAGUACCGGGAGCAGGUGGAGGAGCUGGAGGACAGGCUGAAGGAGCUCAAGAACGGGGUCCAGCUCCAGCAGCGCAAGAACCAGGAGCUGGAGGAGCUCAGGACCAGCCUCCAUCGGGAGCUCUCCAUCUACAAGAGCUGCUUAGAAAUCUACGGCCACCUCUGCAAAUCGGAGGAAAAAGCAGAGCAGGACUCUUAGAACCACGGAAUUUUCCUCUUUGCAGCAAAAACCAGUGGACAGAGGAUACAAGGGAUGUCUCCUCGUGCUGCUUGACCCUGCCUGGUGUGCAGCAGCUGCCUGGAGCUGGGAAUACCAGACAAUCCUUUCCCUGGCUCUUUCCCCAGGUGCUGCUGCUGCUCCUGUAGUAAAACUGCUUUUCCCCAGAGGAGCAGAGCAAACAAUCUUAGUACUGAACAAUGGAGAUGGAUGAGGAAUAACUGAUUGAUGUUUUGCUGUGUUUGGGAAAACUCUUGUCUUGUUCCAGAUUGUUUAAGCCUGCACAGAAAGUUCUGGAAGCUGGUGUUGAGCGGGGGAGGGGGGGUUAAUUUUAAAGUUUACAUGCAAGAGAAGCUUUCUCCUUUGAAGAGGAUUUUCUUUUGUAUUUCAAGAGUUUCUGCUGUACUGGGACAUGCUCCACAGAAAUGAGGUGGUGGGGAAGAGGUUUCCACUUUAUAUUGAGUCUCACACUGAAAAUAAAAGGUCAGAGUUUAA